Molecule: messenger RNA, 955 nt
Organism: Spodoptera litura
Lineage: Eukaryota; Metazoa; Arthropoda; Insecta; Lepidoptera; Noctuidae
Product: juvenile hormone binding protein an-0147
Biological process (GO): multicellular organismal reproductive process
Source: RefSeq, a predicted model, not a curated record
CGCGCACCACUCGACCGAAACUUACAAACGAUGCCAUAACAUAGACCGCACUACUCGUCUCUCAUAAUUUAUUUUUAAUAACAAAUUAAAAUAAAAUUACCUCAAAAUGUUCGGUUCAAAAAUAGUUUUUAGUUUGUUUAUGAUCCUCAGUGUUUGUUACGGUGCUGUUGAUAUAAAAAAAUAUUUAAAAGUAUGCGAUAGAAAUGCAAUAGAUGUGAACGACUGCAUGGCGGAUGCUGUGCGACAAGGCAUUGCAACGAUGAUCAAUGGCAUAGACGAGCUGGGAGUGCCACCCAUAGACCCGUACCUGCAGAAGGAAUUUCGGUUGGAGUACAAGAAUAAUCAGCUCGCAGCGAAAUUGACUUUAAAGAACAUUUACGUGGAAGGUUUGAAGGAGGCCAUUGUUCAUGACGCCAGAUUGCGCGCUGAUGAUGACAAGUUCCAUUUAGAAGUGGACCUGAGUGGACCAAGAGUUUCAGUCAGGUCUGAUUAUUACGGAGAAGGACAGUUCAAUGCUCUGAAGAUUGUAGCCUAUGGACAAGUUAAUACUACUAUGACUGACUUAGUUUACACGUGGAAACUUGACGGAGUCCCAGAAAAGAACGGCACUGAGACGUAUAUCCGCAUUAAAGAUUUCUACAUGAGACCCGACGUUGGCAGCCUGGUCACUCACUUCAGAAACGACAACCCAGAAUCUAGAGAAUUGACUGACUUGGGUACAAGAUUCGCGAAUGAAAACUGGAGAAUGCUAUACAAGGAAUUUCUGCCAUAUGCUCAAGCUAACUGGAACAGAAUCGGCGUCAGAGUAGCCAAUAAAUUAUUCCUAAAAGUUCCUUACGAUCAACUGUUUCCCACAUCUUCAUGAUUUUAACAAAAAUAUUUAAGAAGUUACUUAUUUCAUAUUAAAUUUAUAUCUAGAAGACAUUGGUGUUCUGUGAUUCCUAAAAUUACCUAA